Messenger RNA from Phyllopteryx taeniolatus (common seadragon), 3686 nucleotides. It is a transcript of the gene eif2d, whose product is annotated as eukaryotic translation initiation factor 2D. NCBI's taxonomy places the organism in Eukaryota, Metazoa, Chordata, Actinopteri, Syngnathiformes, Syngnathidae. The coding region runs from base 162 to 1652 and encodes 496 amino acids. Gene Ontology annotation, biological process: translational initiation; formation of translation preinitiation complex. The transcript is spliced from 13 exons. Gene Ontology annotation, molecular function: translation initiation factor activity; RNA binding. The record is from RefSeq and is a predicted model, not a curated record.
CCAAAACACCGUGCUGUUGUUUCACGCCGAAACUAAAUAGGCACCGGACUGUUAAACGCAACGCACGGCAGCUGCAAAAAGGCUUUUCCUUUUUUCCUUACUAGCAUGUAAUAUCAUUUCUACAGUUUUCCCCAUUUGAUUUUGAUUCAUUUUCUGAUAAGAUGUUUGCAAAACCGUUUCGUGUUAAAUCCAACAUCGUAAUGAAGGGAUCCGACAGGAGAAAGCUCAAGGCUGACGUAUCAGCAGCCUUCCCUACCCUGUUUUCUGAUGAACUAACAGAGCUGGUCCCGAACAAAGAGGAAUUCAAUGUUGUGAAGAUAUUUGCGCACAAGGGAGACGCUGUGACAUUAUAUGUAGGUCAUAAAAACCCGCUCUUCUUUGAAGUGGAUAAACAGCUUUAUCCUACAGUCUAUAUGCUCUGGCGCUACCCUGCUGUCCUGCCUGCGUUCAGGACAUGGCCUCUUGUUCUUCACAAGAUGAUCGGAGGAGCUGAUCUCAUGCUUCCAGGUGUGGUAGUGCCUUCCAGUGGACUCCCAGACUUAAAACAGGGUGACCCCUGUGCUGUUACACUUGUUAAUAAUAGAGCUCCUGUUGCAAUUGGCACAGCUGCAGUUUGCAGUGCAGAAAUGCUCAAUUUGGGCAUGAAAGGGAGAGGGGUGUGUGUUUUGCACACAUACAUGGAUCAUCUCUGGGCUUUUGGAGAAAAGUCCAGUCCUCCCACUUUUCCAGAUGCAGAGGGUGAAGUACCAGAUGUGAAUGGUAAAGAAUGCGUGGCUGAUGAGCAAGAAGAAGGUGAAAAGGAGGAGGAGGAAGGUGAGCAGAGUUCAGUGCAGGAGCAGCAAGCAAGCGAGCUGGUCAGAGACCAAGCCCAUCCAGCUCUGGCUGAGCAGGAAGAAGGGGAACUUGAAGAGGCCAAGGAGGAAGGGGAGCAGGACCAGGACGAUGAGAAGUCGCCACAAGAGGUCAUGGACGCUCUACUUUGGCAGUGUUUCCUCCUGGCUCUCAAAAGCAAGGUGAAGAAAUCAGAGCUCCCCCUGCUGACAAGCACUUUUCUCCGGAACCACAUGUUUUCCUGCUGCCCGAACGGAAAACAACUAGAUAUUAAAAAGUCCAGCUAUAAAAAGCUCUCCAAGUUCCUGCAGGUCAUGCAGCAGCAGCACAGCAUUGUACGUGUGAAAGAACUGACAAAGGGUGUGGAGAGUAUUGUAGAGGUGGACUGGAAAAGUCCAGAACUACGCUUCUCUGUUCCAGAAGAGACACACGUUGAAACAAUUCCACUCGGAGAAACACAGUAUCAUCCUCCUGAAGUCACCACUUUAUACUCAGUGUCAGCUCGCCUGCAGCCUCUUUUUCAGGAUGCAAACAAAAGGAAAGGUGUGGCAUUACAACCUGCUGAGGUGAGAAGCAUUGUCACUGAGUAUGUGAAGAAGAAUGACCUGGUAUAUGAAAACAACAAGAAUUAUGUGAGAAUCAACCCAACACUGUGUGACUGUUUACUUGAGAAAUCAGAGUACCAGGAUAUACAGACUCUCAAUUGGGAUGACCUUUUCACCAGCCAUUUUUUUGCACAGUACCUCCAUUUUCAAGGGCUCAGACAAUUCCCACACAAGAGGUUGAUAGACCAGGUACAAUCCUUUACCUUGUUACUUUAAAGUUGUGAUUCUCAACUGGUGGGUCACGGACAGCUACUAAAAAAAUUGUGUUGUUUUCCUAUUCUGAUUUUUCCGCUACAGUACAUAGUAGGGCUGCACGAUAUUUGGGAAAAAAUUAGUUUUUUGUUGUUCUUGUUUUUUUAGGUGACGCUAUAUGAAAACUAAAUAUUGUCAUGCAGAUGUGUUCAGGGCAUGACUAGUAUGAAGCAUGAAGUUUGGGAUUUUUUUGGGAGCAUGUACAGGGGAGUUAAGCAUUUUCUGUUUUGUGGCAAAGGACAUUUGAUAUGCAAAAUUUGAUGCCCCGUCCGUGCCCAUCAUAUAGCAUGGCGAAAUAAGGUCACUUUAAACUGCAUACGUUCCUUCAAGUCUCGCCCUUUGCACAAUGGUCAUUGCACCAAACUAUUGCUAUAUUAGUCAUUCAAACUGCUCUAAUUGCUAGAGGACUCUGCAUCGUUUUGCACAAUUGUCAAAAAAAUUAAAAAAAUAAAAACAAAAUUGUACCGGCAUUACUAGCAACCUUUUAUUGCUCAGUGACUGUUUUUCUCAAUGUCUUUAUGUCUCAAAAGUAUUCUCUGUCAAUUGACUGUCUGUUGUCGUACUAGAGUGGCUCCAACUACCGGAGACAAAUUCCUUGUGUGUUUUUUGGACAUAUUUGGCAAAAUAAGGAUGAUUCUGAAAAGAUUUUUUUUUUUAAAUGUAAAAUUGUCUGGAGAUACUACACACCAAGUUUGAAGUCAAUCGAAGGAAAACUGUAGGACAGGUUUGCGAAAGUAUGACCCCUGUGAAUGUGGAAAAAUGGCCAACAAAACACCAAAAUUCAAUUUUCAAAUAAUCAUAGUUCACUUCCUGUUGAUUUUAGGAUAACUUUCUUUUAGAUUUGUAGGUGGCGCUACGGAGCCAUUUUCUAGUAAUCGUGUAUGAUAACUUUAAAAUAUCAAAUGUUUCGCCAGGCCCAAUGUGCGUGCAAACUUUGGUGCGAAUCGGCGGCAUGUUUAGGCCCUCAAAAAUGCGAUUGAUUUUGAGAAUAAUAAUAUUUUCUACGAUUACAAUAGGAUCCUUGGAGCGGUCGCUGCUCGGGCCCCAACUAGUUCAGUUCGUAGUUCAUAAUGAAAAAUGUUGAACUAAGUUUACCGGUUCAAAAACGAACUAAUUCAUAUAUAUAUAUUUCAAUAUGUUGCUGAUGGGCUAUUACAGUAGCCUCAAAAUACUGGCAUGUCAUUUCCUCAUUGUUGCCACCCAAUUAGUCCACACUUGUAGCUUUCACCCUACAAUCUCAAAAAUAUAAAAAUAUAAUAUACUGUAUAUAUGUACUUAGAGGCUGUUUUUAAAUUAAAAAAAUAUUUAUUGACUAGAUUACAAAGGCCUUAAAGUGAAAUCUGCUGCCCGUUGUCAGAAAGCUUGGUCGCAGAUUUAGUUUUUCAACAGGAUAAAGACACAAACACACAGAUAUUAAAAAACCAACAAUGGCUCAGAACAACAACAACUGCUAGGGUGAAGGGAAAUGUUUAUAAGACGGUGGUGAGGCCAGCCAGGAUGUUCGGAUGAGAGACAGUGGCACAGGAAGCAGAGAUGGAAGUGGCAGAAAUGAAGAUGUUGAGGUUCUUUCUAGGGGUAACUAGGUUGGAUAGGAUUAGAAAUGAGCUCAUCAGAGGGAUGGCUAAGGUUAGAUGUUUUGGAGACAAAGUAAGAGACCGCAGACUUCGAUGGUUUGGACAAAUCCAGAGGAGAGAGAGUGAGUAUAUUGGUAGAAGGAUGAUGAAGAUGGAGCUGCCAGGCAAGAGAGCUCAAGGAAGACAAAAGAGAAGGUUGAUAGAUGUAGUGAGGUGAAGAGAUGAGGGCACUUGGUGCGAGAGAGGAGGAUGCAGGAGAUAGGCUUACAUGGAAAAGGAUGACGCGCUGUGGCGACCCCUAAAGAGACAAGCCGAAAGGAAAAGAAGAAGAAGACACGACAAAGAAGAUAGAUUUUUUUCUCUCAAACAAUUCGGCAGCUCAAAGAAUUACCUCCAAAAUACAUCCAAUCAUCAUCAGCGACCA